AUGGCAUCGUUAUUACCGUUCACACAGAUUCGUAGCAAUACGGUCAACUUCUUUAUGAGAAGGACAUCUGGUGAGCUAUGGAAAACGAUAACAAGUGUAUCGAAGGCUGGUCAGAAAAAAGGUCGUAUGACUACAAGGCAACCUAUUCGCAACCUGAAUCGAUUCUAUCGAAUAGGAUCUAGUCCAAUGAAAGUACAAUUUCCUGGACUUAACGCCCCUAUCAACACUGUUGAUCCAGACGUAAAAAUUACUGAACAAUCAGAGGAAGAAAUCAAGGAAGGACAGUUAAGUGUGAGGAAGGCGCUGGAGGAACAGAAGAUGGGAGGGAGACGACGAUUCCGGGAGAAAUUGCAUCCGCUUGAGCGUGGCUUCAGUGGUACCCAACUGGUAGGGCAGAAACUUGGUCCACCGCCUCCGGUUGAUGGAGUUUCGUUUGACGAUUUCCAAACCUAUUGCCUGGAGGAACUUUGUUUAUGGUUACCCAUGGGUGUGAAAAGAACAGCAGUUAUGACACGAGUUUUUGGUCGCGUACACACCAUGGCCGCUCUUGUAAUAACAGGCAACGGCAACGGAUUGGCUGGCUAUGCUGUAGGGAAGGCUCCACUUCAUCGAACUACAACAGCCAUCGUAAAUGGAAUGAAUAUGGCGGCAAGGAAGCUAUUUUAUGUUGAACUUCUUGAAGGUCGUACAAUUUAUCAGGACUUCUAUGCGGAAUGCCGUAACACUAGGGUGUUUGCACAACGUCGCCCUCAAGGCUUUGGACUCACAUGCCAUCCAAGGCUAAUCAAAAUUUGUGAGGCGAUUGGUAUAAAAGACAUUUACGUGAAAGUGGAAGGUUCGACAAAAAAUUAUCUUGCGCUGACGCAUGCCUUUGUAACCGGUCUGUUGAAUCAAGAAACUCAUCAGCAAUUGCGAUUGAAUUUGGACGAUUUUUACGGUGAAGGACGCUAUCCAUUGAGGAAACCCAAGCCGCUUCCAUUCUACGUGGAUACUCCUGGCCAUAAAGAAGCUGAAUGGCGGAAGCAUCCUUUCCGGAACCACGAAGAAGUGAUGAUCCGUCUGCUUGCUGACGGAGUCGUGCCGCGGUGGACUCGUGACGAUCGACGAAAGUGGUCAGAGGAGCGGCAUGAGAAGGCGUUGGCUGGUCUAGAACAAAUGCCGAGGGGAAUCGGGUUGUCAGAUGUUGUAUCAAAAUCUGAAUAG
Molecule: messenger RNA, 1203 nt
Organism: Haemonchus placei
Lineage: Eukaryota; Metazoa; Nematoda; Chromadorea; Rhabditida; Trichostrongylidae
Source: the annotation of a GenBank genome assembly